Capsicum annuum is the source of this 853-nucleotide messenger RNA. RefSeq names its product CASP-like protein 1F2. The transcript has 3 exons. Lineage: Eukaryota; Viridiplantae; Streptophyta; Magnoliopsida; Solanales; Solanaceae. Bases 137 to 682 code for a protein of 181 amino acids. The record is from RefSeq and is a predicted model, not a curated record.
GUACUUUAACAAUCAGUACAUUAUUUGUUUUUCCUCUAUAAAUACCUCCACCAACACCUACUCAUUCACUUCCUCAUUCAGUUCUUGCUUUCUUCUAAGCUCCUUUUGUUUUCUUGAGAUCCCAAAAAAGAAAAAAAUGGAGAAUUCUGGUUCAAAAAAUAUGCAAAGGCCACCAAUGAAACCCUACAAAUGUUUGUUGGGAACACAGAUUUUGUUGAGAAUUUUGGCUACAACAUUCACAUUGGCAUCCACUUGGAUUAUUCUCACCAGCAAACAGACUGUUACUAUAUUUGGCCUUGAGAUGGAUGCUCGUUAUAGUUAUUCUCCAGUUUUCAAGUUCUUUGCUUUUGCAAAUAUGAUUGGUUGUGCCUUCUCUGUUUUGUCCCUGUUACUUGCCUCUGUUCUUGGCCAUAAGGUUCUUGACCCAAAGAACUAUUUCUACAUGUUCCUUCAUGAUUUGAUUGUGAUGGCACUACUGCUAGCUGGAUGUGCAGCAGCAACUGCAGUUGGAUAUGUGGGGAAAUAUGGGGAGAUGCAUUCAGGAUGGAUGCCCAUUUGUGAUCAUGUUCCCAAAUUCUGUCACAAAGUUUCAAAUAGUGUCAUUCUCUCCUAUUUUGCUGUGAUUAUCUACCUCUGCCUCGCCAUAGUUUCUGCAAAUCAAUCUAGACAGAUCCAAGUUUAAUUAUAUUAGCUAGCAGUGAAGAUGCCAAAGAAAGUUCGUUUUGCAUCAACAUAUCAGAAGUAGAAACGAAAGAACUCAAGUUUUCGACUCUACUGGUGUGGAAAGUAUUUACAGAUCAAUCUUUCAAUUUGAAUGUUAUAUUAAAAGUUCAACCAUAUUAUUUUGAGUUAA